Colletotrichum graminicola M1.001 is the source of this 2268-nucleotide messenger RNA. RefSeq names its product peptidase family M13. The record is from RefSeq and is a predicted model, not a curated record. Gene Ontology annotation, cellular component: plasma membrane. Lineage: Eukaryota; Fungi; Ascomycota; Sordariomycetes; Glomerellales; Glomerellaceae. Bases 1 to 2268 code for a protein of 755 amino acids. The transcript has 5 exons. Gene Ontology annotation, molecular function: metalloendopeptidase activity. Gene Ontology annotation, biological process: protein processing.
AUGUCGGAGAAGGCACCUCUCAUCUCGGAGCAACGCGUCUCCCACGAUCCGCCGACAACGCGGUGUCCGUACGCCAAACGGUGCUCCGUUGGCAGAGUCAUCGUCAAGGUCUUUGUCCUUGCUACCGCUGCCAGCUUCCUCUACUCCCACUUCCCCAAAGCCCAGAAUGACUUGCACGAGAGCAAGACCCCGGUUUGCAUGACUCCCGCCUGUGUCCAUGCCGCCUCUGAAAUUCUAUACAAUCUGUCCCCCGACUACAAGCAGCUCGAUCCAUGCAACGACUUCGAAGAGAUGGUAUGCGGUGGAUGGAGGGAGAAGCAUGAUCUUCGUGCGGAUCAGGGCGAUGCCUUCACUGGCACCAUCAUGUCCGAGAACUCGGAGCUCCUGCUUCGUCACAUUCUAGAGGCUCCUUACCCCAAGGACUCGCAGCAUUCCUCCUUUUCGCCACUCCGGCUCGACGCCACCGACAAGUCCGCGGACGAGCAGAAUUUUGAUAAGAUGAAGACUGUUUACGAUGCCUGUAUCAACGAGGAAAAGAUCAAGAGCAUCGGAAUCGAGCCGCUCUCUCGCAUUCUGGACGAUAUCAAGAACACCUACCCGAUUGAGGGUGCUGCCUCAGUCCCUGGACCGACCAAGGAUGCCAUCCUUCUUCUGGCCAGAUAUGGCGUCGGCGCGCUCGUCUCGACAGGCACUGGUGCAGACGACAGAGACCCCGACACGGUUGUCGUAUCUGUUGCCCCCGGGAGACUGGGACUCCCCUCCAAAGAACGUUACGAAGACGAUAAGCUAUUCGAGAGAUACCGUGACGUUGCUGUCGAGGUUCUCGGGAACCUCUUCCCCGACCAGAACAAGGACAACUUUGUCAAGGUCGCAGACUUCGAGAAGCUUCUGGCGGCCGCCUCACCGAGCACCGAGGAGCGCGAAGACGUCACUAAAUACUACAAUCCCAUGUCGAUUGACGAGGCUUCUGCCCUUACGCCCGAGAUUGAGCUGACGGCACUUAUCCAUGACCUGGCCCCCGAAGGCUUCGUCGUGCAGCGCGUCAUUGUCAUGGCACCCAAGUACAUGUCGGAGCUGUCUACAAUCCUCGCUGAAACCGACAAGGAGAUCAUCCAGAACUACUUUAUUUGGAAGGCCGUUCAGUCAUUCUCCUCCUACGUCGAUGCGGACGCCGUCAAGCCCUACAGGCGUUUUGUUAACGAGCUUGCCGGAAAGGACCCCGAGUCCGUCCCCGAAAGGUGGCGAACCUGUGUCGGUCACGUCGACAACAGUUUGGGCUGGGUUCUGAGCCGCUUCUUCGUCGAGAAAGCCUUCUCGGCCGAGGCAAAGAAGUUUGGCGACACUAUCAUCACCGACAUUAAGACUGAGUUUAUCAAGAAGAUCAAAGCCGCAAAGUGGAUGGACAAGAAGACGACUGCCAAGGCAGUUGACAAGGUCCACAACAUUAUCCAGAAGAUUGGCUACCCGACCAAGAGCCCCAAUAUCAUGGAUCCGCCUAGCCUGAACGACUUCUACAAGUCCGUCGACGUCAGUCCCGAGACCUUUUUCGACAACGCCCUCGCCGCGCGAAAGUUCGAAGUCGGCUACGAAUGGUCAGCCCUCGGGAAGCCUGUCGACCGUGAUCAGUGGGACAUGACAGUACCCACGGUUAAUGCCUACUACAACCCUCCUGGCAACGAGAUUGUCUUCCCUGCCGGCAUCAUGCAAUUCCCGGUCUUCGACGUCGACGUUCCUGCCUACAUGUCGUACGGCGCCUUUGGGUCUGUUGCCGGGCACGAGCUCAGCCACGCCUUCGACUCCACCGGUCGCCACUUUGACCAGAACGGUAACUAUACGGAUUGGUGGUCCGACGCCACCGUCAAGGCAUUCGAGGAGAGGGCAGAGUGCUUCGUGGACCAGUACCACAACUUCACGGUCCCGGGACCCAACGACGAGCCGCUCCACGUCAACGGCCGCCUUACUCUGGGCGAGAACCUUGCCGACGCUGGGGGGCUCUCGGCCUCGUACCAAGCGUGGAAGCACCGGGCGCAGAAGCACCCGAACAAGGAUCUGCCGGGUCUGGAGCACUUCACGCAGGAUCAACUCUUCUUCGUCACCUACUCCAACUGGUGGUGUGGCAAGUCGCGCAAGGAUACGGCCAUCAACCGUAUCUAUACUGAUCCUCAUGCGCCCAAGUGGGCCCGUAUCCUUGGCACAAUGGCCAACAGUCGCGAGUUCAAGGAGAGCUUCCAAUGCAAGGACAAGAAGCCGACUUGCCAGAUGUGGUGA